AUGGUCUUUUUCAAACCCCACGCCCGCUCCCUCAGCGAGCAGCUCGACAACCUCGCCCGUCUUGCCCUGAAAGUCGGCAACAGAGACGACGACUCCGAUCUCGAGGCACAAACGUCCAGACGCCUGCUUGAAGGCUCCAUCAAGUCGGGAUCCAUGAAAUCGAAAAGCUUGCGCUAUGGCGCCACCGACGACGUGCUGAUGCUGUCGCUCCGUCCGCUUAUCUCUUUUGGUCCUCGUCUGGAAGAAUCGGAGGUGCUCAGUAUCUACAGCGACGAAACACGGCCCCGGUCGCCACAGCAGCUGUUCCAGUCGUUGGCGCCGCUUCCUCGUCCGCUGGUUUUUGCCUCGGCGUUGCUGACGGCCCGCUUUGUGUGGAACAGAAUGCACAGCAGCGAAAGACGGCUGCUUGGGGUUUUCCACAAGUGCCUUUUGGUUGCGUUUUUGGCGCUUUUGGCGGGAUCCGGUUAUGUUAUUUUUUUGGAGGCCGCCAAGGGCUUUGUUUGUUGGGCCCAGGCCCAGCUAGGCUGGGCCAAGUUGCCUUUCUGUGAGGAAAUGUAG
This is a messenger RNA of Candidozyma duobushaemuli, 558 nucleotides long. RefSeq lists its product as uncharacterized. Lineage: Eukaryota; Fungi; Ascomycota; Pichiomycetes; Serinales; Metschnikowiaceae. The transcript is spliced from 2 exons. The record is from RefSeq and is a predicted model, not a curated record. The coding region runs from base 1 to 558 and encodes 185 amino acids.